Molecule: messenger RNA, 5766 nt
Organism: Salvelinus sp. IW2-2015
Lineage: Eukaryota; Metazoa; Chordata; Actinopteri; Salmoniformes; Salmonidae
Source: RefSeq, a predicted model, not a curated record
CUAUCUUUCUGGCCUUUGAGUCUUCUCCUCUGUCUUUCUGGUAAACCUUAUAUUUGUCUCUUUGCGAUCUUCUCCCUCUUUCCCUCUCCUAUUCUUCUUUCCAUUUCUGCAUGUUGGUUAUACUACUCUACCCCUGUCACUAUAAUUUCUCUCCUCCUCCUCUUUGUCUCCUCCCAUUUCUUCCAUGCAUGUGUACGUCUUUCUCUCCUUCUCUCUUGUUCCUACUCUCUUACUCUUUCCUGCUCCUUCUUUCCCCAUCCCUCUCUCCUCCUAUUUUUCUCCUUCAGCAUGGAUUUUCAGACUUUUCAUGGGAAGGAAUCAAUCUGUCUAUGGAAGACACCACGUCCAUCCUGCCUCGUCUGAAGAGGAACAACUCYAAUAACUAUGGGAUCGGUGCUCUGGCUAAGUCCUCACUGACAGGUGUGUCAGGUGUGAAUCGCUCCAUGAAGGACAAGGUGACCAAGCCUACAUCCAUGGCCCAAGGCCGGAUGGCACACAUGAUCGAGUGGCAGAACUGGGAYAUGUCUGUGGUGGGCCCGGGGGGCGUCUCCGUCCCACGCAAGUCCACGGCAGAGCAGGAGAUGGAGAGACGGUUGGAGAGCGACGCCUACAGCGACCUCAGCGACGGGGAGAAGGAGGCUCGCUUCRCCGCAGGUAUCCUGCAGCAGUUUGCCAUCUCCCAGGCAACGCUCAUGGCCUGGACCUCCAUGGAUGGAGAGAGCCUGAGGUCAGGGUCCAACCAGGGCAGUGUGGCCCACCUCAGCGAGGUUAACCAGGAGAGCAUCACCAGCCGAGACCAGAUAUUGCACCACUCUUCUGCGGACAUGUGGCCCAACACCUAUGUCGCCCAGGGCCUCUACUGCCUCUCCUCCUCUGACGCCUGGGAGCCAAUCAGCAACGAGCCCUCCGGAGUGGCCUCUCCCGCUGCUGGCUCCUACGCGAUGCAGCAGGGCGGGACUUCCUGUGAUGGGUAUGAUGGGAACGCUUUGCUGCAGCAGCAGCAGCAGCAGCAGUUCAACCUACAGCAUCAGAGUCAGCUCCAGCAGCUGCAGCAGCUACAACAGAUACAGCACUACCAGCAACAGCAGCUCCUGUAUCAGCAACAACAGUCUCUGGAGCAAAGGCUGCACAGCACCAACCACUCGUUGCAAGCCACGCCCAACAGCACCAUCCACAGCCUGGCCCCUGCCACCCACGCCCCAUUGGUGGACCUGUGGGGGGCGGGCCAGACAGGAUCCUAUCACACUGAUAUUGGAGGCUACAACAUAGGCGUGGCAGCGGUGGUGGAGGCAGCUCUGAAUGUUCCGUCUGGGGAUGAGGGGGCAGGGACAGAACAUUCCCCUCUGCUGGAGCAGCAUGAGGAGGAAGAUGAACUGAAGGACGAGGAGCUAACACUCUGCAUGGAGCCGGAGUCUGCCACUCUAACACAGAGAGAUGAAGCCAUCACCUCCGGGGGCAGUAGUCCUGGGCAACGUAGUCCGGGGCGCAGUAGUCCAGGGCGCAGUAGUCUGGGGCAACCAGCACAGCAAAUCACAGAGCGGAAGGCCUCUGAUGUCAGCUGUGGAGGCAUCCAGAUUCUGGAGGAGAAGGAAGAGAAGCAAGGGUCUGCUGUUGCUGCCAUGGCAACCAACUGAUUGACAGAUUGCCCUGAGAGACGUGACAGACUGACCCUCAGCGUCAGAAAUGACUGAUCCUAAUAAUGAAAUAUUUAUCAAUAAAUCUGUUCCUUUUCAGGUAUCAAACACAUUUUUGAUGGGAUAUAAACUCGUGACCACUGAAGAGCAGAGGAGGAAGAUUUGGAAACAGACUCACGCAGUGACAACAGCUGGUUCAACGGACAACUUUUUUUUUGGAAGCCUUACAUUCCCAGAGAGAAGGAGGASRGAGGGAUGAAUAGAGGGUGGGAAAAAAGACUGAGCCAGAAAAAGGAGGUAUGAGGGGAUGAUAAAAAUAAGAGGAGCAGCUGAGAGACAUUUGUAUCAGGAAAAGGAAACGGAGGAGGGAAUUGAAACAUGCAUGCUUUUUAAACAAACAACUUGAUCCGGUCCAGCAUCAAAUAUGAUAAUGAUCAUUAAAUCUAUAGUAAUAAAACAUUAUCAUGACAACAAUGAUUUUCUAACAAAGCAAAAAAUCAUGACAACACAAAAGUCUAUGUAUAAGUGAAUGAUAAAAGAAUAUAUAUCAAAAUCACUGUUUUUACAACACUAUCUCUCCAUUGGAGAACUACUCUGUUUACAGCUUACACUCAACACAUCAAAUAGAAUAAUAUCAACCCCAACUUGAAGAACAGAAACACUCACAUGUUAUACCCUCUCCUCUUAUGUCAUUCACAUCUAGCAUCCACAACACUCAUAGAACUAACUGCAUGAAUAUAGAGCAACUUUAGUAGGUUGGGUUCAUCAAAACCCCCUAAAAAUUACACCUAUUCAAUUAUCCCCAAAAACGAAUUAAAUCCAAAUUAGCUCUCUGCAACCUAACCACUGCAGUGAAAUCUACUUGAACCCUCCUAACACAGUUAGAAAGACAACAACGUUACURUGUUGCUGUGUUCCCCAGUUGUCCAAGGCACAUAAAGGCUGCAGGCCUGUCCUGUCGGCCACACACACAGCACUGCACAGUUAAAGGAAUGUACUGUACAGUAAGAUAGUGUGCUUCCUACUCUGUCUUUCCGUAUGUUUCUUCAGAAUACUAUGGAGUACCUGUCCUAUAUUGAACUGUAUAGACUUUGCACUGAACCUAGGACACGGCUGGUGCUGGGCCAGAGAAGACUCAGGGCAUGGAGCUCCUUGUAGUCUGCUUGACUGUGCAUCAUGACUGACAGGUCCGUSUCAUGGAGUGAACGGUGAAGAGACAGAGCUGUAGUAGUGAAUCKCUUUKCACUGAUGCAAUCCAACAGAUCAGAGGCUGCCUUUGGACUCUGUCACAYGUCAAUGUCCUUGAUUACUGUUCAGAAAGAGCUCUUAGCAUCACCAAKAACCAAAACAGAACCACUAGACGAGAUGGAUUCUGAGCUGUUGUUCCAGGUUCCAAACUAGAGAUGUCUGGAGGAAGAGGGAGUGCUCUGGAGUGUUUUGGUACCAACAGAAAGAGGAUUUAGAUUGAGAUGUGCUUCUGUUUUAACCCAGAUUGUUGUUUUGAUGUCAGCUCUUGGGGACAAUACCAAGCUUUUCUUUGUGGAGAAAAGAUGAGGAGCAAAUGUUUCUCUCAAAGGUGUAGGUUAGCGCUGUUUGAAUUGGGUACUGAUUCUUAGAAGAGCAAAAACACAUCUUCAAAAUUGUAACUAAUUAGUGAGGAGCCAAACACAGGUCUCCUAAACGGCUUGUGGCCACUACUGUCAUAUAGAUGUAAAUACUAAUGAGAGAGGAUAUGAACCAUCUCUCACAGUCCCCACUGCAACAGUUUCUUUAUUUUUCUACAAGUCUCAGUCCCAGCUCUUUCCUUUGGGAAUCUUCCUGAGCUCCCAAAUUAAGCCUAUUGCGUUUAGAUUUUAUUUCUAUCACCACACAAGUAAAAGGAAAAGGAUAGUGGAAUGUCAACAUUGUAAAUAGUGUGAUCAUUAAAAUAUUGGAUAUCGGAAUAUUGUUUUAAAAUAAUGCAAAGGACCUAAUUUGACUGGGUCUAAGGAGAACAUUGAAGUCAAUCAGGGAAUAUAACUGAACAGUAGAACCAAACAGUAGAACCGAAUAGAACCGGUAUCUUCCUGCUCAUGGUGACUACAGCGAUAGAGCAAAACUCUGCCUGAGUCGAGUGUGACGUUUGAGUUAGCGUGUGUAUUUCCUGAAGAGGAAAGUGUGUAUCCCAGUGGAGGAAUGGUAGUGAAGUUCAGAGACAUGAUAGAAUAGUGGAAUUUUGGAGAUACUGGUCUGGAAUAUCUGUGCAUGUGUCACUAAUAAAAACAACAACAACAUCAAUGUAUUAUUAUAAUUAGUAUUCUUAUUAAUAUUAUUCUUAUUAAUAUUAUUCUUAUUAUUAUUAAUAUUACUAUUAUUUGACAGAGAACAACCUUCUCCUUUCACUCUGAUGAUUGUGUGAGAAAAAAAAUUUCAGAUAGAAAAAAGGUUUAUUGACUUGAAUUCAUUAACUUAUUGAUUGAUUAUUUAUGCAAUGUUGGGACAAUGUUUAUUUUUCUACUGAAUGAUUGACACCUCCUCCAGUAUAAGACAGAAUAUGUGUGGUUGAUGUAGAGCAGUUUCGUGUUGGUUGGGGCUCUCUCUGAUCGGACAAACAGACCAUGAUAAUAAUACCCUAGGCCAGGGGUGGAAGCUUCUGGAGGGCUACAUUGUGGCCACAAUUAAUUGUAAUCAGUUGUGUUAAAGCUAGGCUGGAACAAAACCCUGCACACACUGACUGCAUCCCUCCAGGACAAGGGUUAGGGUUAAGGUUACCCACCUCUUCCCUGGAGCUGUCCAUCAUGAAACACACAAUGAUGUCAUUUAUAUAGUCAUAACCAGUCAUGAAGAUUCAUGUCACAGCUGCCAUGAUCACCCAGGCAAUGACAACACAAUCUCAACCAUACAACUUCCUUUAGGCUACUUGUCAUAAGUGUCCAUCAGCUGUCAUGACACAUAUGACGCGUCUGCAAGACAAGAUGCAUAUUGGUGUUAGAACUAACCAAGGCUAGGAGUCUAUCCUGACCACGUGACCUGACCAGGAUAGACUCARCGACCCUACUUCUAACAGAUGGUUCUGGUGAGCUGCUACCUUGUGGUGUUUUUCAGUUUGUGUUAURCAUUAGCCUUCACCUGUCUGUCUCAGACUGKCUCUGAGAGCUACAACCUACAGGAUGUCUUUACCCAACCACUCUUAUUCAUUYAUUUAUUUAAUGAUUAUUUGGGGGGAGGAAUAACAUGACAGCCUGUACAUAGUUUAUUAUUUAUUGUAGGUAAGUCUUUUUGAAGCAGUAUUGUUCUGUGUGUUGUCCUUGGGACUUUCUGUAGUGAUAGACCUUUGACCCCAGAGAGAUUGUUCUGCUUCAUUGAAAGCAAAAACAUGGACCCAGAGAAUGAUACUACUUCAACAAAGAUAUUUUAUAGAUUCUUUUGACGAUUAAGAACUUAAUGAAUUAAUAAACUAAUAACAAGAAGCCAAAUGUAUUUACUUGAUGUUCCUGUUUAUCGAUUGUCUUUGUUGAUUGAUUGACUGAUUGAUUUCCAGUUGAUUUCUUAUUAUGUAUGAUUCUACUGCCAUCUUUCAAUACGUAACUUUUUGCCUUUCUACCCCUUGCUUUCUCUUUCUACCUGUUCUGUAUAUUUGUCUCUCUGUUUGUMUGUCUGUCUGUCCAUGUAGUUGUCUGUUUUCUUGUUGGAAGAAUCACUGCCUGAAAAGAUUGUUAAAAAAAUCUGACAGAUUGACCAUAUUUGAGGCAAACAGACAUUUCAACAAAAUGAUGUGGUAAUUUGGAACUGUGUGGCACAGAACCCUGAGGUAAAUACACUUGUAUACAAUUGGCUUGAUUGAAUGUUUUAAUUUGAGAUGAUCAAUGUAAACUGGCAAUACCAGUGUAUUAAAGCCCAUACCUAUGCAUGCUUAUGGGAAGGUUGUGACGGGAUGGUUCUUCCAUGUGGUCUCCCCUCCCUUCCUCCUCGGCCGUAAACCUAUAUCUUUCUCUCUUCCUCCCCCUCUCUCUUUCCCCUGCACGUGCGAACACCCUCUUCCAUCCCUUUCUCCUCUACUCCAUUCUCUUUCUUCUCCYCYUCCUCCCCUCCUCCCCUCUCUCCAAAUAAAAGAAAAACGGUGGAGAAAGAGCAAAUAAACACACAAAGAGAA